AUGUUGAGGUUGUUACGGAAUAUUGCUCUGGCGAGUCCAGGAAGUGGUGGUCAAGUCACUUCUGUGAAAUUCUCACCCAAUGGAGAAUUAGUAGCGGUUUGUAAGAGUACAGUAAUUGAAUUAUUUGAGUUGGCAUCGAUUGAACAGCAUGAUGAGGUUGUGCCAGUGCCUUUCAAGACGGUUUUGACAUCCCAUAUAAAGCCCAUCUCUGAAAUAUGCUGGUCCCCAGAUGGUCAGUGCAUUGCUUCCGGCUCUGAUGAUUUUACUGUGGAGAUCACUCACUUGCAGUUCGGGCAAAUAUACAGGCUUGUCAGUCACACUGCUCCAGUAGUGUCUUUAUGUUUCAAUGUUAAAGGUAAUUUAUUGUGUAGUUCCUCAAUGGAUGAGAGCAUAAAGAUCUGGGACACAUUGAAUGGUGUAUUGUUGAGGACAAUAUCCGCGCAUUCUGGGGCUGUCGUCUCCAUAGAUAUGCCACAGCUUGACUCAUCGAUCAUUUCUUCAGGUUCGUUUGACGGGUUGAUCCGUAUAUUCGACACAGCAUCUGGCCAUUGUUUGAAAACAUUGACAUAUGAUAAGGAUUGGAAGAUUGACACAGGUGUUGUGGCCAUUGCAAAUGUUAGAUGGUCCAAAAAUGGGAAAUUCCUACUUGUGAAAUCACUAGACGGGAUAGUCAAAAUAUGGGACUGUAUAAGGGGUUAUGUCGUACGAACAUUUAAAAUAGACCAAUCCGAUGAUCAAGAAGCUAAUGGUGCUUCUCAUUCCACCGAUGCUUACCGUAUGAGGUAUGCGUUUGGAAUGGAUUUUUUAUAUCCAGAAAAUGACCAUUCACCAAUUGUAAUUAGUGGUUAUGAAAAUGGUGAUAUAUACCUUUGGGACUCAAGUAACAAGAAACUUCUACAGUUAAUUAAAGCAAAUGAAUUCAAAUAUUCAAGCAGUCCCAUCAUAGAUAUAAACACCCAUCAAAACUAUGUCUGCACGGUGACAAUGGAUGGUGAAUGUCUAUUUUGGAAAUGGGAAUCUUGA
Molecule: messenger RNA, 1023 nt
Organism: Tetrapisispora phaffii CBS 4417
Lineage: Eukaryota; Fungi; Ascomycota; Saccharomycetes; Saccharomycetales; Saccharomycetaceae
Gene: SWD3
Product: Swd3p
Exons: 1
Coding region: 1-1023 (340 amino acids)
Cellular component (GO): Set1C/COMPASS complex
Molecular function (GO): histone binding
Source: RefSeq, a predicted model, not a curated record